Vombatus ursinus (common wombat) is the source of this 1509-nucleotide messenger RNA. RefSeq names its product SLC2A4 regulator (gene SLC2A4RG). Gene Ontology annotation, cellular component: nucleus. The transcript is spliced from 8 exons. NCBI's taxonomy places the organism in Eukaryota, Metazoa, Chordata, Mammalia, Diprotodontia, Vombatidae. Gene Ontology annotation, molecular function: RNA polymerase II cis-regulatory region sequence-specific DNA binding; DNA-binding transcription factor activity. Gene Ontology annotation, biological process: regulation of transcription by RNA polymerase II. The record is from RefSeq and is a predicted model, not a curated record. The coding region runs from base 171 to 1487 and encodes 438 amino acids.
CCCGGGAGCGCGGCGAAGCAAGCCUCCCGGCCCGGUUCCAGGGCUAGGGGCUUCGCCGGCCGGCAGGCCGGGAGGCAAGCAGGGGAGUGGGGUGCACAGUGUUGGCAGGUCGUGGCUAGCCACCCCCUCCCCUGGCACAGCGGCCCGGAGGCAGUCCGGGGUCCCCCUCCAUGGAGUCCCAGCGAGCUGUGGCGGCUGGUAGUCGGAUCUGCUCCCCGCCCCCGGGACUGACGGCUGCGGCCGCACUUGGCUGCCCAGACUGUCCCCCGGCUCGGGGGCUGUGCUGCGGUGUCCUUCCGCCCUGCAAACCUGGCCCCACGGCAGCCCCCGGCCCCGGCCCUGCCGGUAACGCCGUCUACACGGUGCUGGUGGAUGAGUCUCUGCUGAGGCGGAAGGCGGGGUCGGCCCCGGCCCCAGGGAGGCCCGGACAGCUGCAGCAGCAGGGGGCUAUCCAUUGCAGUGGCCAAGUGGGGCCAGAGGAAUUGCUGCCUGGGCAGAAAGCCGAGGAUCCAUGGGGCCUAGGGAGCUGGGAUGAGGUUGGAGACUGGGACCAGAGUGGGCUGCUGCAAUCUGCAUACAUCCCUGUCCCCAAGCAGAGAUGCCCCCCAGGAAAGGCUGGGCUGGAUGAAGUCAUGGCUGCUGCAGUCCUUACCAGCUUGUCUACUAGCCCGCUGAUUUUGGGUCCCCCUUCAGUACCCUUCAGCCCAGAGUCUUGCUGUGAUCCUUGGAAGGAGUCCUCAGCUGGACCGUCUGGCAGCUACAGCAGCAGCAACAACAGUGGGGACUGGGGUUGGGACCCUCCCAGUGACCAGUCUUCUCCCUCCACACCCUCACCGCCACUGCCCCCUGAGGCUGCCCAUUUUCUGUUCGGGGACCCCACACCUCGGAAGAGGAAGAAUUCGGUGAAAGUGAUGUUCAAGUGCCUGUGGAAGAGCUGUGGGAAAGUGCUGAGCACAUCAUCUGGAAUACAGAAGCAUAUCCGAACAGUGCACCUGGGGCGUCGGGCAGAGCCAGAUCAAAGUGAUGGUGAAGAAGAUUUCUACUACACUGAGCUGGACAUCAAUGUGGAUUCACUAACUGAUGGCCUGUCUAGCCUGACCCCCAUGUCACCAACUUCCUCAGUGCCCCCAGCCUUCCCCAGCUUGGAUCUGCCAGUCCCAGCUCCAUCUGAGACCACAGCCAUGCCCACCAUCCUGAGCUCUGUGGUUCCCACCACUUUGUGCCAUGUCCACACCGACCAUGCUUACCAGGGCUGUUUGACUCCAGUCCAUUCAGUUGGGAUAUCGGAUAAGGGGCCACAACUUCCCCAAUCCACAGUCAUCAAGCCCCCUGUACCAACCAUAUCCUCUGGCCUCAAACCCAGCACAGGCAUAAGGAAGCCUCGGGGUGAAGCCAAGAAGUGCCGGAAGGUGUAUGGGAUGGAGAACCGGGACAUGUGGUGCACGGCCUGUCGCUGGAAGAAGGCCUGUCAGCGGUUCCUUGAUUGAAGCCCAGCUUGUUCCAGCCCUC